AUGGCCUCCCCCGCCAAACAGGCCGAAUCCCCCGCCGCUGCCGGCGACGCCAAUGCCGACGGCGACGACAAGCCGCGCCUGACGGAGGCCGAGAAGAAGCAGAACCACAUUGCCUCUGAACAGAAACGCCGACAGGCCAUCCGCGAGGGCUUCGACCGUCUGACCGAACUCGUGCCGGGCCUCGAGGGUCAGGGUCGCUCCGAGGGCCUCGUCCUGCAGCGGACGGUGCGGUACAUGCGCGAGCAGCUCGAGGCGAGGCGCGCCCUCGUGCGCAAGGUCGAGGCCGCUGGGGGCACCGUCGACGACGCUGACCGGCGAUAG
Verticillium alfalfae VaMs.102 is the source of this 321-nucleotide messenger RNA. RefSeq names its product helix-loop-helix DNA-binding domain-containing protein. The coding region runs from base 1 to 321 and encodes 106 amino acids. The record is from RefSeq and is a predicted model, not a curated record. Gene Ontology annotation, molecular function: RNA polymerase II cis-regulatory region sequence-specific DNA binding; protein dimerization activity; DNA-binding transcription factor activity, RNA polymerase II-specific. Gene Ontology annotation, biological process: regulation of transcription by RNA polymerase II. The transcript is spliced from 2 exons. Lineage: Eukaryota; Fungi; Ascomycota; Sordariomycetes; Glomerellales; Plectosphaerellaceae.